Molecule: messenger RNA, 1124 nt
Organism: Hordeum vulgare subsp. vulgare (domesticated barley)
Lineage: Eukaryota; Viridiplantae; Streptophyta; Magnoliopsida; Poales; Poaceae
Exons: 4
Coding region: 155-745 (196 amino acids)
Source: RefSeq, a predicted model, not a curated record
CCUAUAUCCCUCCGUGACCUGUGGGGCGGAGUUGACCACAGACCUUCCUUCCUUCCUCCAUCGUCCCACAGACUGGGGAGAAGAGAGAUUCGCGCGCGGUGGCGCUAGGGUUCCCGGCCGGCCACCUCCUUCCGACGUCUCCGCCCGCGGAGCGAUGGGUCUGACUUCGGCGCAGCGGAUCGCCCUCACCGUCUCCUUGUUUGGCCUCCUCGCGUUUCUGCUCGGCGUCGUCGCGGAAAACAAAAAGCCUCCUUAUGGAACUCCUAUCAAGGGAAAGGAUGUUGUCAUAUGCAAGUUCCCGAGUGACCCAACGGUUGCAAUGGGAAGCCUGUCCAUUGUAGCACUUGUAUUAGCUGCGAUCAUUGGGCACGUGGCCAUCUUUUACCCGUACAAGGGCAAGUCGGUUCCUCGUGGAGCGUUAUUUCAGAGCACCAGCUUGUCCGUCUUCUUUGUUAUUGCUGAGCUGGUGUCAGCUCUGGCUUUUGCAAUGCUGCUCUGGGCAACGAUCACGGAGGGCCACCAUCGCACCAGUAACGUUCACCAUGACAUGGAUACCCUGUGCCCCACUGCAAAGACCGGCCUCUUCGGAGGCGCCGCUUUCCUGGCCCUUGAUGCUGCUCUGUUCUGGCUUGUUUGCCAGAUGCUGGCCCUCAAUGCAAGGGCUGACUAUCUGGAUGAGGAUGAGGAUGACAAGGGCGAAUAUGGCCAGGUUUAUGCUGCUGAUGCCGAUGGCACAAAGGUGUGAGUCAGUUACCUGCCAGAAAGUUAGCACCGUUUAGUUAUAUAUAUAUUCCCUCCGAUCACAAAUAUUAGAUGUUUUGGAUAUUUUAAUAUGAACUACAUACGGACUGAAAUGAGUGAACAAACACACUAAAAUGCGUCUAUAUACAUUCAAAUCAGAAAGCUGGAACAUCUUAUAAUAGUGAACGGAGGGAGUAUAUUUUAGAUACAUCAUGUCUUUGAGAAGGUCUGUGUUUAGUUCUCCAAAAAUUGUAGAUAUGUCGUGUCAUUCGCAUAGUCGUUCAUAAGGUCAUUUGGUCAUUCCAGUUUCAGACUUGAGAUUGAACAAUAAACAUAUUCUGGUUUGGUUCUUCCCUUGGUGAAAUUAUCAUGUUAUCUGUGAA